AUGGCGGCCAUGCGGAGGCUCCUGCAGCAGCUCCAGCCCGCCGUCGCGCACCACCAAGCCGCCCUCCGCCGAGCCACCCACUGCCGCCUCCUCCACUCUACAUCCCCCCUCGCUGCCGCCUCCGCCUCCCCGCCGGACUCCCCCUCCCCGUCGCCUAGCCUCCUGCCCCGCAGCACCGCCUCAAUCCUGCCGACGAGAGCCGGUGCCUCCGUGGCGGCCGCCCGGACCGGCACCGCGCGCAGCGAUGGGUCCCUCGACGAGCCGCUCUCUCUGCAACUAAGCAGGACCUCGGACUGGUUCGCUUCUUCGUCGUCGACGUUGCUCCACGGCGUCGGCGCGCCAUGGGCGCACUGGACAACAACCCCAGCUGAAGACGUGGUGUUGAUGCUCGCCGGCGCCAAUGUGGUCGUCUACGGGCUCUGGCGCCUGGCAGAUCCCAAGUUCAGGUUCAGUCCUUCCGUGAUUUGGCUGGACAUGUACACUGGCGGGCUGCUGCACAAGUUGCUCACAAGCGCUCACAGCUACAUUGAUCAGAGGUUCAUGGUGAAUCAUUUCAUGAUUUCGGUGGACAAUUUCAAGAGCUUGCGGUUGCACACACUCCUCACAAGUGCUUUCAGCCACAUAGAUGCUAAGCACCUCUUCAAUAACAUGCUUGGCCUCUACUUCUUCGGUUCAAGCAUUGCCCACAUAUUUGGUCCUGCUUAUCUUCUACGGUUGUACGUAGAAGGCGCAAUUUUUGGAUCUACAUUCUUCUUGGGAGAAAUGAUUUUUCUAGCUUCACGGAAAGAGGGUUUUGGAGGAUGGAACACUCCUGCGCUCGGUGCAAGUGCUGCAGUUAAUGCAACUAUUCUUCUCCACAUUUUUAUGUUUCCGAUGAGUAAAAUAUACUUGCUCUUCUUCAUUCCUCUUCCAGCUGCAUUAGUGGGAGCUGGUUUGAUUGGUGCUGACUUAUGGAGGGUCAAGAAGGGCAAGAGUCGUGUGUCAGGUUCUGCUCAUCUAGGGGGUGCCUUGGUUGCCGCACUUCUGUUUGCAGAAAUCAAGGGUUGGAUCUGAUCAUGCACCUUACUCAUACUGACAUGGAGUAGAUCCAAUGUCCUGUCAGUACUUAACCUCACCCCAGUACUGGCGCUAGUGGCCUCUUGGCUGUUGAAAUCUUCUGUUAUUUGACUAGUGUGGGUCUGGGGGAUGACUCGUAGAACAUGCUACUCAUUAUCCGAGUUUCUGAGGUAGAAGUGUUCUAAACAAAGUCUACAUAACAUGUUGGCAGAUGCUAUCAACAGAUUGGUAGAAAUCUGCGAAUUUGUCUCCUCACGAGCCAUCCUCAAACAUGAAAGAACUAGAAAUGUAUUGUUAAAUCUCAUUUUCAUGUUUAAUAUUUGAAUGCA
This is a messenger RNA of Lolium rigidum, 1385 nucleotides long. RefSeq names its product RHOMBOID-like protein 12, mitochondrial. NCBI's taxonomy places the organism in Eukaryota, Viridiplantae, Streptophyta, Magnoliopsida, Poales, Poaceae. Bases 1 to 1053 code for a protein of 350 amino acids. Gene Ontology annotation, molecular function: serine-type endopeptidase activity. The record is from RefSeq and is a predicted model, not a curated record. The transcript is spliced from 9 exons. Gene Ontology annotation, cellular component: membrane.